AUGAUUCAGGUAAUCCCUGCCCCAAACUCUCCUCCUCUCCCAAUAUACAUCAAAGCCACCAACGUUGUGUUCAACCCUGAUAUUCCCGAGGUUCAUCGAGGUCUUGGACUCGAUGAUUUUGCUAAUUUCUUAGCCUCUUGCCGCCUUCGAUACGCAAUCAGUGACGUUCCAUCAGAGUUCUUCCCUGAACAAGUUUGUGAGUUCCACUACACUGCAACUGUCAAUGACGACAACAAUGCCAUUACCGAGACAAUUGGCCGUGGAAGACAUUCUGUCUUUAUCACCGCAGAACUUCUCAGUGUUGCACUAAGGUUACCUAUUUUUGAACCCUUUUCUGAACUUCUUUCUAUUAAACGAUGUCGACGAUUAUUUGAUCAACUGGGAUAUGAUCACUCAAAGGCUGGUGCUCAAUCAGCUCUUAUUUUGCACCAAUGUAUGACCCCAGGAUGGAAAUUCUUCACCGGUGCUCUGUGCAAACUUGAUUAUGGGGCCCUAUUCUUUGAUCAACUUGUUCAGCUUCUUCGUGCAAAUGUACGCGCUGAUCAUGUUCCGUUUCCACGCUGGAUUGCUCUUGUGUUCGACAAAUUUUUCGCUGCAGACUACUUCUCACAUUCUGGAAAUCCCAUCCAAUGCCCUCACAUGUCUGUUCGCAUGUAUCAAGAUGAUCCCCUGGAUACUGAGAUCGGAAUCUCUGAUAGGAUGAGAGAAUGGAUUGCAAAUCCAUACACUGUUCCUUCUCUCACCGCUGACACUGAUGAAGGAGGCGUUGAUGGUAACCAAGUAGAUCAUGCCGGUCAAGAGGAUGAACCACAUGAUGGUGGUCAUUUCUCUCCUCAACUUUCUCAUCAUAUCGUCUCGGUUGCUGAUGUUCCCUCAGCUCAAAAGGAUUCACUGAGUCAGGGGGAGCAACAAUUUCAGGAGGAGCAACCAUCCCAGGGGGAGCAUCCAUCUCAGGGGGAGAAUCCACCCCAAGAGGACCAAUAUUCUCCGGUAAUGCCUCCUAGCUCUCCAGCAGCUCCAGCUACUUCAUUUGUUCAAAUUCCGGCCUCAGCAUUUACUGAACUUCUGACACUGACUCGGGACAUGAGUCAGCGUCUUCUUCGCAUUGAGGCUGAUGUUCAUCAGCUAAAGGAGGUUCUCCUGCAUACUCCUCCCUCUAGUCCCCAAUCUGAUGAUGCUCAAAAAGGGGGAGAUACUGAUGAUGAUGCUGAUGCUGAUGAUAAUGCUGAUAAUGAACCGAAUGAGAGAGACACCGAACCUGUUGACAACACCACUGUUCAGCCUGAGUCACCAAAGCCAAUGCAUGAGUAUUUAUCAAAUAAUAACAUAAUGAGUCGCCAACACCACUGA
This is a messenger RNA of Lactuca saligna, 1350 nucleotides long. The record is from the annotation of a GenBank genome assembly. NCBI's taxonomy places the organism in Eukaryota, Viridiplantae, Streptophyta, Magnoliopsida, Asterales, Asteraceae.